This is a messenger RNA of Choloepus didactylus (southern two-toed sloth), 1083 nucleotides long. RefSeq names its product speedy/RINGO cell cycle regulator family member A (gene SPDYA). Gene Ontology annotation, cellular component: nucleoplasm. The record is from RefSeq and is a predicted model, not a curated record. Gene Ontology annotation, molecular function: protein kinase binding. Gene Ontology annotation, biological process: positive regulation of cell population proliferation; positive regulation of cyclin-dependent protein serine/threonine kinase activity; G1/S transition of mitotic cell cycle. The transcript has 8 exons. Bases 145 to 1083 code for a protein of 312 amino acids. Lineage: Eukaryota; Metazoa; Chordata; Mammalia; Pilosa; Megalonychidae.
UCAAUACUGAAGAUUUUCAAAACUAUUUGGUGCUCUUCAACUCACUCUCCUGUUUGGGGACCAUGGAGUAACUGUUGAAGGCAUCUGUAAGUUCGACUGGAGGCCAAAUAGCCGAAGCUUUUCAAAGAAUCUUGGGAAACCAAAAUGAGGCACCAUCAAAUGUGUUGUGAAACACCACCUACUGUCACUGUUCAUGUAAAAUCAGGGUCAAAUAGAUCACAUCAGCAUAAAAAACCUGUUAAUCUGAAACGUCCUAUUUUUAAAGAUAGUUGGCAAGCUUCUGAAAAAAAUGCACAUAAUAAUAAGUCUAAACGCCCCAAAGGACCUUGUCUAGUUGUACAGCGUCAGGAAAUGACUGCUUUCUUUAAAUUAUUUGAUGACGAUUUAAUUCAAGAUUUCUUGUGGAUGGACUGCUGCUGUAAAAUUGCAGACAAGUAUCUUUUAGCUAUGACCUUUGUUUAUUUCAAGAGGGCUAAAUUUACUAUAAAUGAGCACACCAGGAUAAAUUUCUUUAUUGCACUGUAUCUGGCUAAUACAGUUGAAGAAGAUGAAGAAGAAUCCAAGUAUGAAAUUUUUCCAUGGGCUUUAGGAAAAAACUGGAGAAAAUUGUUCCCUAAUUUCCUAAAAUUAAGAGACCAACUCUGGGAUAGAAUUGACUAUAGGGCUAUUGUAAGCAGGCGAUGCUGUGAGGAGGUUAUGGCCAUUGCACCAACCCAUUACAUAUGGCAACGAGAACGCUCUGUGUAUCACAGUGGAGCUGUUAGGAACUACAGCAGAGAUGAGGUUCCACUGCCCCGGGGACCUAGUGCCACACCAGUAGAUUGUUCACUCUGUGGUAAAAAAGGAAGAUACGUUAGACUGGGAUUGUCUUCAUCCUCAUCUUCAUCCAGUGAUACAGUGGAGAUGACGGAAAAACAUUUUCAAGAAACACACAACUCAUUCUCAGUGGACAAAUUAGUUGAUCCUUCUCAAGCUUAUAGCUAUUCUCAAGUAGCCAAUGACCAUCAAUCAAAGAAAGAAAGGAAAACUAAUUUCAUGAAGAAAGACAAAUCUAUGGAGUGGUUUACAGGAAGUGAAGAAUGA